GUCGAUGAACACUUUGACUCGAUCAUUCCAUCUUCUGAUUCCUCAUCGAUUGUCAGCGCGAUUAAUUGCGCGACUCCAUCCUUUAGCACGAGCAAUGUCUUACGAAUCUUCUAUAUCCAGACUCCCUUCCCCACUGAAAGAUCUCGUUGUGACUUCGCAAGCAGAUGUCGGAAAGACUGAAGCCGACAAGGCUGAAGUAGCGCAGUGGAUCGAGAAGGUUGCAGAAGGAGAGGUCGCUCUUCCAGAUCUCGAGACACAACUCGUCCCUCGCACAUAUAUUGUGAGCAACUAUCUCACUGCAGCAGAUGUUGCUCUAUAUGGAGCGCUGCACCCAGUCUUUUCGCAGCUACAACCUGCUCAGCUCUACUCUACUCCUGCAGUCACGCGUUACUUCGACCACAUUCAAACGCGACCAUCUUUUUCUUCUGUUUCCUUUGACCUCGCGUCUGCCCCUCCAAUUGAGAGGAAAGUGGAUGCACCGAAGAAGAAAGAGAAGGCCGCGGCUGUGGCGGAGCAGGUCGAACCGACAGCUGUAGCGCCGGUAUCAAAAGAGAACAAAUCACCCGAAGAUAAACCAAAGGAAAAGAAAGAAAAGAAGAAGGACGCAGCCGCUGCGGACAACGGAGGCAAGAAAAAAGAGAAGGCUUCUACUCCUGCUGGUGGCAAGACUGUUGCUGAAGAUGCCGGUGAACCUGUGCCUUCAAUGAUUGAUAUGCGGAUCGGUCACAUUGUUGACGUGAAAAAACACCCCGAGGCUGACAGUUUAUAUAUCGAGCAAAUUGACCUCGGUGAGGAGACUGGUCCACGAACAGUUGUUUCUGGUCUUGUGAGCUACAUACCUAUCGAAGAAAUGCGGGAUAAGUACCUGGUUUGCAUUUGCAACUUGAAACCCGCGAACAUGCGUGGAGUGAAGAGUUUUGCGAUGGUCCUAGCUGCAACAUCAAAAGAUGGGAAGGACGGUGGCGUCGAGCUUAUUCAACCUCCACCAGGCUGCAAGCCAGGUGAACGGGUAUACUUUGAGGGCCCCGAUUACGAAAAUGCCCUGCCGUUGGCUCAAAUGAACCCUAAGAAAAAGAUAUUCGAGACAAUACAACCAGGUGCGGAAACUGCUUUUCUCCAGGAUCUCGAAUGUUAAUAGAUCGGGUUUCUUAGGAUUCACGACGCUAAAUACGA
Suillus subaureus is the source of this 1173-nucleotide messenger RNA. RefSeq lists its product as uncharacterized. Gene Ontology annotation, molecular function: tRNA binding. The record is from RefSeq and is a predicted model, not a curated record. The transcript is spliced from 9 exons. Gene Ontology annotation, cellular component: methionyl glutamyl tRNA synthetase complex. Lineage: Eukaryota; Fungi; Basidiomycota; Agaricomycetes; Boletales; Suillaceae. The coding region runs from base 5 to 1135 and encodes 376 amino acids.